GUCCCUUCCCCCCACCAAAACAUUUGUUACCAAACCAAAAAGAAACUUAAACAAAAGUCUUAAACUUUCAUCUUAAUCUCAUCAUAUCAAAGUCGUCUUCUUCUUCCUCACCACUUCUAUCUGUAUCUCUUUCUCACAAACUAACCACUUCCCAUGGAAACCUCACCAAACCACCACCACCACUACCACCACCACCACCAAGACAACAACCUUAACCCAUCUCUCCUUCCUUCACCCAAAAGCUACAGCCCUAACAGCAGCACCAGCAGCUCCACCACCAGCAGUAGCCCGCCCACCCCCAAACCCAUCACCAGAUCCGACUCCGCCAACCCUUACCCCACCACUUUUGUUCAAGCUGACACUACUUCCUUCAAACAAGUCGUUCAAAUGCUUACCGGAUCCUCCGAUACCGCUAAGCUUGCUUCUAAACCCGCAUCUCAACCCGACCCUAAUUCCAACAAAACCCAUAACAUCCCUCCCAUCAAGUCUAUACCCAAAAAACAACAGCAAUCUGGCUUCAAGCUUUACGAACGUAGAAAUUCUCUCAAGAACCUUAAGAUCAACCCUCUUAACCCAAACCCAUUUAUCACUUCCGGGUUUUCGCCCCGAAAACCCGAGAUUCUCUCUCCUAGUAUUCUUGAUUUUCCUUCUCUAGUUCUUAGUCCGGUUACUCCGUUGAUACCCGACCCCUUUGACCGAUCCGGACCCGUUAAUUAUAUUAACAAGAGUGGUUUGCAUGCAGAUAGUAGUAAGAUGGACACAGAAGCCGAAGAGAAAGCUAUUAAAGAAAAGGGGUUUUAUUUGCACCCGUCACCGAGUACCACGCCAAGAGAUGCGGAGCCGAGGUUGUUGCCGCUUUUCCCAGUGACUUCACCUAGGGUUUCAGGUUCUGCAGCUUCUAAUUCUUGAAUUAUUAUGAGGUUUUUUAAUUUUUUCUUUUUGGUGUAAGAUUUUUAUGUAUUGUUGGUAAUGAGGGGAGAAGAAAAAUAAAUUUGUAAUGUUGAAUAUUUGCAGAGAAUGAGAAAAAUCUUGCUCUAAUUGUAAACUUUUAUGUUUUGUUGCUCUCUAUUGGUUUUUAUCUUUGUUCAUA
Messenger RNA from Pistacia vera, 1090 nucleotides. Its product is annotated as VQ motif-containing protein 4. NCBI's taxonomy places the organism in Eukaryota, Viridiplantae, Streptophyta, Magnoliopsida, Sapindales, Anacardiaceae. The record is from RefSeq and is a predicted model, not a curated record. The coding region runs from base 154 to 909 and encodes 251 amino acids. The transcript has a single exon.